AUGGAUAACUUUAUGAAUCUUGCCAAGAAGGGACUUGAAACGUAUUCAAACUCCAGUUCGAACGUUUCCAAGACUGGAGGAGCAGAGCUCAAUCCUGGAAACAGUCAAUCUGGGCACGGUCCGUCCUUCGAUCAUGAUGAAGUUGUUAAAACUGCCGAACAGCACGGCUCAGGAGAUAGUUCACUCUUUGAAGCAGCUUUGGGAUUCAUUUCGAACAACAAGCAAGACCACCAACAACCCCUUGAUGAAGAGCAUGUCACGAAGGCGCAUCAACAGGCAUACCAGGAGAACAAUGCUGGUAAUAUGAGUGCGAAUUCGAUUGGGGCUGCUGCCGCCCUGCAGAGCCUUAAACAGUUCACCAGUGGAAGCGGAGCAGGAGCUAGCUCCGGUGGUUCACAAUCUCAACUCAUUAGCCUUGCAAUGGCGGAAGCGUCUAAGUUGUUCGACAAGUCCGGUGGCCCCGCUUCAGGCAACAAACAGGAUGCAGUUAAUGGUGCUGCGAUGACCGUCGUGAAGUUGCUCGUUCAGAGCAAGUUUGGUGGUGGCCAACCGACUGGGGGAAGUAACUCCGGUGGUCUGAGUGGGCUUUUGAGUAUGGCAUCCAAGUUUGCUUAG
Marasmius oreades (fairy-ring Marasmius) is the source of this 615-nucleotide messenger RNA. RefSeq lists its product as uncharacterized. The record is from RefSeq and is a predicted model, not a curated record. The transcript has 7 exons. The coding region runs from base 1 to 615 and encodes 204 amino acids. NCBI's taxonomy places the organism in Eukaryota, Fungi, Basidiomycota, Agaricomycetes, Agaricales, Marasmiaceae.